AUGGCACCUGUACACCCAGUCAAGAUCCCUCUUCCUCUCCCUCUUACUUCCACUCACGACACGAACGACAAAACUAAACUAAGGCGCAGGCGCUCCUCUACAUUUACUGCUAUCGCGAACUGGGCCUUGGCCGUUCAACCAGGUUCUCCUGCUCCGAUUUCUCCCAACAGGCGCCUUCCUUCACACCGUCGCGUGCCUUCCAACGCUCCCUCAUUCCUUCAUAUUAUAGACACCCCCACCAGUGCGAGCAGGUUUCCCCUAUCCCCUCACAGCGCCAAAGAAUUUCCAGGUAGUGUUGAUUUGACCAACUGGGGAUACACCUCCAUCUUCCUCCGCCUUCCUGUGACACCAUCCACCCCGUCUCAAUUCCGUCGUCGGUCCCCAGUUAUACCAGAAGCGUCUAUGAAACCUGAAAAAGGUAUCAAGAAGAUCAAAAGCCUGGGUAUUCUUCGUCGCAAUCGCGCAAAAUCCGUUGCCGACGAUGUCAGCCCCACCUCUCCUACUCCUCGUUCCCAUACACGUUCUCGUUCCCGUCCUCGUUCUGGAUCGGUCACAUCCACCAAAUCGGUAUCUUCGAAGCGAUCAGCUGUCUAUCCCAAAUCCAAGUCUAAGUCUAAACCCAAAACUGCCAACCAUCCCCCUCUUCCACCAGCUUUGCAGACCGAGCUUCUACUGAUGCAGUUCACUGGUGGUGGCUCGCUGGAAGCCAACGCUCAGAGGUUGAUGGAACAGCGUGCUAAAUCCAACACAGAUAAAGCUGUUGGCACUGUUUACAAGGACGAAAACGGCGUUAUGUGGUUAGACGAGGAUGAACGCGCCGAGUAUGAAGCCCUCAUUCCUCCUUCCUCGACACCCUCUUCCCCCGCUUCCCCAUGGGUCCAGUUUUCCUCAACCUCCUUGUUGUCGCCAAUGUCGCCUGCCAUCGGCGCCUUCAUGGCUGCCCGCGCUGGAUCGGUCAGGCGAGGGUCCGUCAAGAGUUUGACACCGACCGAACGCGAGUUGGAGGCUGCUAUGGCUGUCCGGCCCAUCUCCCCCUCUGCUUACAUCGGCGUCAACUUGAUUAAUACGUCUGUUAUCUCAAAAGCAGAGACGAAUGAGCGUAGAAGGAAACGACCGGCUCCUCUCAAGUUGCAUUCUGCCCCCGUUGUCCCGACGGCUUCUGCUGCACAAGGUUUUGAGGAUUCCUUUGAACCUACUUCUGCUGAGCUCGUUGUGAUGGCUGCUGGUAUGCAUAUCUAUGCUCGUGCCGCCAAAGCUAGUCGUUUCCGAGUACGCCGAGGUGGGGAAAUGCAAGUGCAAGCUGGUAGUGCGCCCGCUGAUGCGACCGAUUUUGGUGUUACUAUUGCUGUUGCUGAUGUUGUGCCGAAGGAGGAGGAUAACCCUAGAAGGAAGAAGAUGAAUCUGGCCAAGAGGGCAAGAGCGUUGUUUGGGAAGGAGUAA
Messenger RNA from Marasmius oreades (fairy-ring Marasmius), 1440 nucleotides. RefSeq lists its product as uncharacterized. Bases 1 to 1440 code for a protein of 479 amino acids. NCBI's taxonomy places the organism in Eukaryota, Fungi, Basidiomycota, Agaricomycetes, Agaricales, Marasmiaceae. The record is from RefSeq and is a predicted model, not a curated record. The transcript has a single exon.